AUGGACAGGAGCUCCCUGCUGCAGCUCAUCCAGGAGCAGCUGGACCCAGAGAACACCGGCUUCAUCGGCGUGGAGACCUUCGCCAGCCUGGUGCACAGCCAUGAGCUGCCCCUGGACCCCGCCAAGCUCGACAUGCUGGUGGCCCUGGCACAGGGCAACGACGAGGGCCAGGUCUGCUACCAGGAGCUGGUAGACCUGAUCAGCAGCAAGCGCUCCAGCAGCUUCAAGCGCGCCAUCGCCAACGGGCAGCGAGCCCUGCCCCGCGAUGUCCUGUUGGACGAGACCGGCCUCGGCAUCUACAAACGCUUCGUCCGCUACGUGGCCUACGAGAUCCUGCCCUGCGAGAUGGACCGGCGCUGGUACUUCUACCAACACCGCACCUGCCCCCCGCCCGUGUUCAUGGCCGCCGUCACCCUCACCCAGAUCAUCGUGUUCCUGUGCUAUGGGGCCCGGCUGAACAAGUGGGUGCUGCAGACCUACCACCCCGAGUACAUGAAGAGCCCCCUGGUCUAUCACCCCGGGCACCGGGCGCGCGCCUGGCGCUUCCUCACCUACAUGUUCAUGCACGUGGGGCUGGAGCAGCUGGGGUUCAACGCCCUCCUGCAGCUGAUGAUCGGGGUGCCCCUGGAGAUGGUGCACGGCAUCCUGCGCAUCAGCUUCCUCUACCUGGCCGGGGUCCUGGCAGGCUCCCUCACCGUCUCCAUCACGGACAUGAGGGCCCCCCUGGUCGGGGGCUCGGGGGGGGUCUACGCCCUCUGCUCUGCUCACCUCGCCAAUGUCGUCAUGAACUGGGCCGGGAUGCGCUGUCCCUACAAGCUGCUGCGGAUGGUGCUGGCGCUGGUGUGCAUGAGCUCCGAGGUCGGUCGCGCCGUCUGGCUCCGCUUCUCUCCGCCGCUGCCGGCCUCGGGCCCCCAGCCCAGCUUCAUGGCGCACCUGGCGGGGGCCAUCGUGGGCAUCAGCAUGGGGCUGACCAUCCUGCGCAGCUACGAGGAGAGCCUGCAGGACCAGUGCGGCUGGUGGGUGCUGCUGCUGUCCUACGGCACCUUCCUGCUCUUCGCCGUCUUCUGGAACAUCUUCGCCUACGACCUGCUGGGGGCACAGAUCCCCCCCCCGCCCUAG
This is a messenger RNA of Agelaius phoeniceus (red-winged blackbird), 1119 nucleotides long. RefSeq names its product rhomboid like 1 (gene RHBDL1). Gene Ontology annotation, molecular function: serine-type endopeptidase activity. NCBI's taxonomy places the organism in Eukaryota, Metazoa, Chordata, Aves, Passeriformes, Icteridae. The record is from RefSeq and is a predicted model, not a curated record. Gene Ontology annotation, cellular component: membrane.